AUGGUAAUCGCAGCGGAAAGCUCCGACACGACUACAAAAGGAACCAAAAAGACCAAGAAACAUGGGACCUUUAUUGUCGAAUUCUUCAACCACAUUGGAACAAUCGAGUCACGAGCAAAGAAUCGGUUUGAGGGGCCAACUGGUAUUUCCUCACUGCCAUCAGAAACCAUCCCGCAACAAGCCGCAACCAAAGCGCUUGAUGGCGAAGCCUUUAAUUGUUGGGUCACCUUUAAACCUGUACCAUCCCGGCCAAGGACUAGCAUAACAUUACGCGACGGCGCGAUGGUGGACCCCUGGGAGCGACCUUUUGCACGAUACGAGUUUCGCUAUCGUCUCAAGGACGGCCUCAUCAAAGAAGGUAUCAUUCCCGAGCCCUCCCUCGAAGAACAAGUUGCUCAGAUGAGUGACGAGAAGAGGAAGGAGGCGCUACUCAAGGCUUUGAAGCGCGAAAAGGUAAGCUACCAUCAGAACACAUAG
Podospora anserina S mat+ is the source of this 477-nucleotide messenger RNA. RefSeq lists its product as uncharacterized. Bases 1 to 477 code for a protein of 158 amino acids. The record is from RefSeq and is a predicted model, not a curated record. The transcript has 2 exons. NCBI's taxonomy places the organism in Eukaryota, Fungi, Ascomycota, Sordariomycetes, Sordariales, Podosporaceae.